Messenger RNA from Uloborus diversus, 3124 nucleotides. RefSeq names its product apoptosis inhibitor 5-like (gene cass). The record is from RefSeq and is a predicted model, not a curated record. Gene Ontology annotation, molecular function: RNA binding. Bases 244 to 1788 code for a protein of 514 amino acids. Gene Ontology annotation, cellular component: nucleus. The transcript has a single exon. NCBI's taxonomy places the organism in Eukaryota, Metazoa, Arthropoda, Arachnida, Araneae, Uloboridae. Gene Ontology annotation, biological process: negative regulation of apoptotic process.
UGUUCCGUUGUAAUGGAAGCGAGAAUUUGUAUUCUUUCUGUUAAUUUUUAAGCUUUGCAGUCAUUGUUUAGGUAACAUUUAAAACUUUUUUCUCUUCUAAAAAAUAAAUGGUUUUACCUUGCGGAGCAUUUGAUAUUCCUGCCCAUUUUAUCAUCAUCGAGACUUGAAUCACACCGAUUACCCUAGUGUUAACUUUCCAGUAUAUCAAAUUGUUUUCGUUAUAAAUUCGUUCUCAUUUGAAAGAUGGAUAAAGUUGAUAAAUUAUACCAAUACUAUGACAUUUUAGCAGAUCCUAAAUGCAACACUGCUGAGCAUGAAUCUAAAUAUUUGGAGAUAGUGAACGCUACGAAAGGAGCUGCAAGUGAGAAGAUGUUAGCUUGCCAGUUUAUUCCUCGGUUUUUAAAAGAAUUUCCUCACAUGGCCGAAAGCGCUCUGGAUGCAGUCCUUGAUUUGGUUGAAGAUGAUGACGUUGCAAUUCGGAAGCAUGCCGUAAAGCAUCUGCCAAGUUUCUGUAAAUAUUCAAAAAAUUUCGUUAGUAAAGUUGCCGACAUCCUUGCUCAAAUGCUGCAAACUGAAGAUUCGUCAGAAGUAGCGACAGUACAAGCUUCUUUGAUGACGAUUCUCAAACUUGAUGUCAAAUCGACUCUUCAAGGAAUAUUCAUACAGAUCUCUCAGACGGAGGAUGAGCUCAUUAGAAAACGUACCAUCCAAUUUUUAUGCACAAAGUUUAAAUUCUUACCUCCAGAACUGGCGACAAAGGAAAUAGAAGAAUUUGUACUUGAAGCUUGCAAAAAAGCAUUUCCCACCAUAAGUGGUGAAGAUUUUCUUACUCUGUUGCCUUUGCUGUCCAAUUUAAAAAUUGCGAAAACAAUUCCUGUUCAGCAGAUUUUGGUGCAGCUGAUUGCUGAACAAGCAGAGAUAGAUGAAGAGUUCCAGGCUUCCCCCGACAAUGUAGCCGGCUUCUUGCAGUGUGUACGGCAUGCUCUCCCAUAUUUUUCCCCGUUCGUGAAUUCGGUACAAUUUGUUAAUCAUAUUUGUAUUGUUGUUUUGCCAAAAUUGAAGGAAAUAAGUGAAUUUGAAAAUGGGGAAGAGAUGAGUCUUGAUAUUAUCAAAGUAUUAGCAGAAAUAUCGCCAUUUGUUUCUGAGGAUGAACAUUUAAAAGCGUGUAUUGAAAUUAUCUAUAAAAUCCUUUUGGAAUACAUUCCCUUACCACCUGCUGCUGAUAUUGAAAAUGGCUCUAGCACAGAUGAGCCAAACUUACAGUUCACUCACAUUGAAUGCUUUUUAUUCAUAUUCACCCAGCUUCUGAAGUUCUACCCCGAGUUCUUGACCUCUGCAGAAAAUUCCCAACUAUUCAAAGACUUGAAAGCAAGAUUACAGUUUCUAGCCCGUGGUGUACAAAGUGGCAUCAAAACAUUUCGAGAAUCGCUUAUCACAAACAAAACGAAAGAAGCUAAGCCGGAAGAAACAAAACUAAAAGCUAUUGCAUUGCGUACUAUGAACAACAUUAAUACUUUAAUCAAAGAUUUGUUUAGAAGUCCACCAACUUUCAAGACAACUGUUACUUUAUCAUGGAAGCCUGUUACUGCAGCAACAACUAAACUAACCUCUGAAAAACGUGAGAUUGAAGCACCAGCCUCUCAAGAUAAAAAGCCCAGGAGAGAUACAAAAGCUGGAAGAGAACUAUAUUCCCCUCCUGGUGGUAAAUAUAGUACAAAUGUAAAUUCUUAUCCUCGUACCAGAGGAUCUAACUAUUACCCUCGAGGAAGAGGACGACGGUAUUAUUAAAAAAGAUUUUAACUGGUAAAAAUAGCAUAAAUUGCUUGAUGUUGACGGAGGUACUUUCACCCUUUAUUGGUUGGAGUGUGUUAUGGUUACUAUGUUAAACUACAAAAUUAUUUUGUUGACUACAUUUAUUUUCUACCUGCCAAAAUAAAAAUCUAUAAUGUUGGAUUUUAUUUAUCGCUGCCCUUUUUACAAAACCUACUUUCUCCACAAGUGGAGUCGAUGGUUUUCUAAUUAGAGUAGUGAUUUUUUUUUAUGCUUGUUACCAUAUUGUAAAAAGAGCCCAUUUUUUUGUGCAAAGUGGGAAGUGAUUUCAUGAUUCUUUAAGCUAGAUUAAUUAAUUUUGGGAGAAAUAUUGGUUCUGGAAAGCAGUCAAUGCCCAAUGACUAAAAGAGACUUAAGAUAGUUAACUCAUAAUGAUAAAUUAUAGUGCAUUUAUAAAAGCAUUAAAUAGCCUGUAAUUUUUUUUUUAAAAUAAUGAAACUAUCUUAAUAACAUGCUGCACCAAUUUUUAAAAUUAUGUUUUAUUUUUGUGUUCUUUAUCCACCUGCUAUUUAACGAUAGUUGGGGCAAACCUAACCUGGCAGCAUUGUAGUGUUGUGAUUAGGAUUUGCAUAGCCUUCACAAUGCUGUGAGUGUAGGUUUGCUUCAACUGUAGAUAAAGAUUGGUAAGUGAAUCUGAAAAUGUAAGCUGUGUUCGGGGUCUGUUUUAAAAAUUUCAAAGUAGUUGAGGUUAAGUAUGAAUCAAAGUUUACUGAUUGAAAACCAAUAAUGAUAGUAAGUAAUCAUACUGCUCCCUGGUUUUGAAAUUAAAAUGCAGAAAGGUUUAUAAAUAGUAUACCAGAUUAAAGCCAGUGCAGAGGUUGAUUCAGGCGGACCUAAAAAUAAAACCUGGAUCGACCACUGCAGUACCAGGAAAUGCAUGUGGUUAACAGAAAACAAUGUAAUGUAGUAGCCAUGGCAGAUACUUAUUUGAUACAGGAAUUGGACAAUUUUGCUACGAAUUGAUUGCCAACUUUUUACAAUUCUACAUUCUGGUCAGAACUUUAUGUGGAUUUGGUAUGCCUCUCUUAUUGAAACAAUAAUUGAACAAAAUUUCUAAACGAAUCACAAUUGUUACACAUUCAUUAUUUCAUGGAUAAGCUAGAGCAUUGUUGAUUGUUGUAACAUUGUUCAUUAAAUGCUUUCCAACGCCAAAAUUUUUUAGCAAAUUUCUUAUUUUUUUCUAUAUUUUAAGUUACAGUAGUAAUUCUUUAUAAAAGCAUGUCAAGGUUUAGAAAAUGUCAUUUAUAUUAGUAAUUGUGUUUUAAAUUGAAUCAGAGUUCAGUAAAACAUACUU